Castor canadensis (American beaver) is the source of this 1607-nucleotide messenger RNA. It is a transcript of the gene Cpa4, whose product is annotated as carboxypeptidase A4. Gene Ontology annotation, molecular function: zinc ion binding; metallocarboxypeptidase activity. Gene Ontology annotation, biological process: proteolysis. The record is from RefSeq and is a predicted model, not a curated record. NCBI's taxonomy places the organism in Eukaryota, Metazoa, Chordata, Mammalia, Rodentia, Castoridae.
AUAAAUACAUCUUGACUCAGUCACUGUGACUGACACCCUUGAGACAUGCGGUGGAUACUGUUCUUUGGGGCCCUCACUGGGUCAGGCAUCUGCAGCCGAGAAAAAUUUUUUGGAGACCAAGUUUUUAGGAUUAAUGUCAGAAAUGGAGACGAGGUCAGUAAGCUGACUCAGCUAGUGAAUUCAGACAACUUUAAGCUCAAUGUCUGGAAAUCUCCCUCUGCCUUUGGUAGGCCUGUGGAUGUCCUGGUCCCAUCUGUCAGUUUGCUGCCAGUCAAAUCCUUCCUGAAGUCCCAGGGCUUGGAGUACUCAGUGACAAUCAAAGACCUACAGGCCCUUUUAGAUAAUGAAGACGAAGAAAUGCAACACAAUGAAGGGCAAGAGCGGAGUGGUAAUAACUUCAACUAUGGCGCUUACCAUUCUCUGGAAGCUAUUUACCAUGAGAUGGACAGCAUUGCCACAGAUUUUCCUGAUCUGGCCAGCAGAGUGAAGAUUGGAGAGACAUUUGAAAAGCGGCCGAUGUACGUCCUGAAGUUCAGCACAGGAGGAGGCAAACAGCGGCCUGCCAUUUGGCUGAAUGCAGGCAUCCAUUCCCGGGAGUGGAUCUCGCAGGCCACCGCCAUCUGGACGGCAAGGAAGAUUGUGUCUGAUUACCAGAAGGAUCCAGCUAUCACCUCCAUCUUGGAGAAAGUGGAUAUUUUCCUACUGCCUGUGGCUAAUCCCGAUGGAUAUGUGUAUACGCAAACCCAAAACCGAUUGUGGCGGAAGACAAGGUCACUGAAUCCCGGGAGCCGCUGCGUUGGUACUGAUCCAAACAGAAACUGGAACUCGAGUUUUGCAGGAGAGGGAGCCAGUGAUAACCCUUGCUCUGAAGUAUACCAUGGUCCCCAUGCCAAUUCUGAAGUGGAGGUGAAAUCCGUGGUAGAUUUUAUUCAAAAACAUGGGCAUUUCAAGUGCUUCAUCGACCUGCACAGCUACUCCCAGCUGCUGAUGUACCCCUACGGAUACACGGUCAAGAAGGCCCUAGAUGCUGAGGAGCUGGACGACGUGGCGAGGCAAGCUGCUGAAGCCCUGGCUUCCCUGUCAGGCACCAAGUACCAAGUGGGCCCGACUUGCACCACUGUUUAUCCAGCUAGUGGAAGCAGCAUUGACUGGGCCUAUGACAAUGGCAUCAAGUAUGCUUUCACAUUUGAGUUGAGGGACACUGGGCACUACGGUUUCCUCCUGCCAGCCAGCCAGAUCAUCCCCACUGCUGAAGAGACCUGGCUGGGGCUGAAGACCAUCAUGGAGCAUGUGAGGGACAACCUCUAGUAGAAGGACCCCUAUGUUUUACCCAUAUGCACUAUUAAAGAGCUUACUCCUUCCCGUGUGAGUCAGUCCUCUGGGUUGUAGUAAAUGCAGGCCUGUCCCCCUCCAGCCCCAUUCUGGAGCUCACACAUCUUGGCAUUGUACCCCCAAGAAGUACUUCCACCAAACUGCUUUGUUUGGUUCUGCUGUACUACUGAGCCUUUGAUACACCUCCUUCCACAUAGCUGGUUGAGCAGGCCACACUCAGGGCCAUCCCUUCCUGGUGAUGUGUUUCUACCUCACUUUUGGUCUCUAGUAUCCUC